Cimex lectularius (bed bug) is the source of this 701-nucleotide messenger RNA. RefSeq names its product bis(5'-nucleosyl)-tetraphosphatase [asymmetrical]-like. The record is from RefSeq and is a predicted model, not a curated record. Lineage: Eukaryota; Metazoa; Arthropoda; Insecta; Hemiptera; Cimicidae. The coding region runs from base 6 to 557 and encodes 183 amino acids. The transcript is spliced from 3 exons. Gene Ontology annotation, molecular function: bis(5'-nucleosyl)-tetraphosphatase (asymmetrical) activity. Gene Ontology annotation, biological process: AMP biosynthetic process; ATP biosynthetic process.
GCCCAAUGUCAUCGGUUGUUUAUCAUAGAGGAACGAGUAAUGGAGAAGGGAUUUUGCUAGGUUUAAAAGAGGCCAGAGGAACGUCCAAGAAAUUAUUCCCUCGUGUAACUCCACAGUUAAAGGAAAAAAUGGCUUUGAUUUUGGCUGCCGGUUUAGUGUUGGCGAGACAGCAGGCCGGUCUCUGGCAGUUUCUUCUUCUUCAGGCAAACUACGGCGUGUACCACUGGUCACCUCCCAAGGCGGACCUGAACUCUGGAGAACAAUUCCUGGACGGAGUUUACCGAACGUUGAACGAAAGUACCGGGUUUAAUAGAGGCGACGUGCAAUUAUUCACCAACUUUCAGGAGAAAGUGACAUAUAAGGCGUUCGGUAAUGACAAAGAAGUCACGUACACUCUCGGAAAGUAUACAGGCACGAACGGCGACAACGUUCUGCUUCAUCCGGGGCAUCAAGCCUUCAAGUGGGCACCAUAUAAUGAAGCCAGGGAGUUAGUCGGAUAUCAAAAUAUGAAAGAACUUCUCGACAAAGCCAAUGCCGAAUUGUUAAAACAUCCCUAAUCAUUGAUCCAUCCCAUUUUAAGACAAAUGUAAUCACACAUUCAUUUUAAUUUACUUUGAACGGUGAUGGAGGAUUAUAUAUAAUAGGGUUAGCACAACUGUGUACAUGUUAUGCGCUAAUAAAAUCUUAUUCUGCUCUCAAAA